This is a messenger RNA of Fraxinus pennsylvanica, 1521 nucleotides long. NCBI's taxonomy places the organism in Eukaryota, Viridiplantae, Streptophyta, Magnoliopsida, Lamiales, Oleaceae. The record is from the annotation of a GenBank genome assembly.
AUGUACACAAACUUCCUUCAUAUCUUCUCAUUAUUUAUCAUCACGACCCUCGUAUUGCUCUACUUCCCGGGUUCCUUCUGUCAAAAUGGUGGGGAAUAUGCAGCCUGUGGUGCUCCGUUUCGAUGUGCCGGAAUCCAGGAAAUAAGUUAUCCAUUCUGGGGUGGGAAUAGGCCGGAUUAUUGCGGAUAUCCAGGUUUCCAGCUCAAUAAUUGCCAAGGAGAUGUCCCAAUACUUACUAUUUCAUCAAUACAAUAUCGUGUCCUGGAAAUCAAUAGCACCGCACACACUCUCAAGGUUGCAAGAGAGGAUUUAUGGAACAACACUUGUCCCAGAUUUCUUUACAACACAACCUUGAAUCGGAACCUUUUUGAGUUUUCACCCAAUGAUCAAAACGUUACUCUACACUAUGGUUGCUCCACAUCUAGUGGUCAGCCUUCACCACGGCCCCCACAUAUGUUCGAUUGCACUGUGAAUGGAACCAACAGCGAAAGUUUGUUCACAAUAGGAGAAGAUUCACCAUCUAUCCCUGGAACUGGAACUGAUAUCAGAUGUGAUACUAAUAUCUCUGUUCCAGUCAAUGAAACUGCGGCAGGGAAUUUGGCAGGUUCUACAGCUUCAAUCGUUCUUCUUCAGGACGCGCUUGCUAGUGGCUUCUCAUUGCAGUGGUCAGCGAAUAAUAGGGUCUGCAGAAAUUGCAUUCGGUCAGGUGGGCUAUGCGGAACUAAUCAGGAUUCUCAAGCACUUGCUUGUUAUUGUGCUGAUGGAACUCAUGCGUCAAUUUGCAACACUACUCAAACUAGAAACAAUACUCAAAAUGGAAUCAAUACUCAAACUGGAAACACUACUCAAACUGGAAACAUAACUCUAACGGGAAACAAUACUCAAACUGGAACCCGAAAUGGCUUACGUUUUGGUUGCAGGAUCAAAGAAAGGAAAGGGCUUGAUGAUAAGUGGAAACCGUAUCGUGUCCUGGAAAUUGAUGACUCCACGAAGACAGUUAGAGUUGCCAGAGAGGAUUUAUGGAACACCACUUGUCCCAGAUCCUUUUACAACACAACAUUGGAACAAAACAUCUUUCUGCUUUCUCCCAAUUAUCCAAACAUUACUCUAUACUACGGUUGCUCGACAUUUAAUGGUCAGCCUAUACCACAGCUCCCAUCGAUGUUCCCUUGCGUUGGGAACGAUACCAGCAGCGCAAGUUUCUUCACAGUAGGAGGAAAUUUUCCAUCUAUCCCUGGAUUUGAAACUGAUAUCAGAUGUGAGACUAGUAUCUCCGUUCCAGUCAAUCAAACUGCGGCAGAGUUCUUGGCAGGUUCUACAGCUUCAAUCGUUCUUCUUCGGGACGCUCUUGCUAGUGGCUUCUCAUUGCAGUGGUCCGCGAAUAAUAACGUCUGUGAAAAUUGCACUCGGUCAGGUGGUCUAUGCGGAACUAAUCGGGAUUCUCAAUCAUUUGCUUGUUAUUGUGUUAGUGGAACUUCUGCGUCAACUUGCAACUCUAUUGAAACUGAAAACGGUACGUGA